AUGGCUCAUGCUGAAGAGUUUGUCGUCUUUUCUCCACUGUGCAUCUUGGUACGGCUCGGUAUGCCCUUUAGCUUUUUCGGCACGAUCAGAUCUUGGGCAACUGCCAGGAAGGCGUGGAUCAUGCUUUUGGGUCGUGUUUGGACUGAUGCUCUACGCCGCCAACCGCCGGUCGGCGGUAUUCAGGUUGCUGAAGCGUCCGGUGCCAUGCCAUGA
Molecule: messenger RNA, 213 nt
Organism: Colletotrichum orchidophilum
Lineage: Eukaryota; Fungi; Ascomycota; Sordariomycetes; Glomerellales; Glomerellaceae
Exons: 1
Coding region: 1-213 (70 amino acids)
Source: RefSeq, a predicted model, not a curated record